AUGGCGGCGGCGGAGCCCGCGAGCUCCGGCCAGCAGGCGCCGCAGGGGCAGGGCCAGCGGCCGCAGCCGCAAUCGCCCCAGCCUCAGCCUCCACAGCAGCCUUCGCAGCAGCAGCUCGGGAGCGGCAGCAGCCGGCACGAGAAGAGCCUGGGGCUGCUCACCACCAAAUUUGUGUCUCUGCUGCAGGAGGCCAAGGACGGCGUCCUAGAUCUCAAAGCGGCUGCAGAUACUUUGGCUGUGAGGCAAAAAAGAAGAAUUUAUGAUAUCACCAAUGUCUUAGAAGGAAUUGAUCUGAUUGAAAAAAAGUCAAAAAACAGCAUCCAGUGGAAAGGUGUAGGUGCUGGCUGUAAUACUAAAGAAGUCAUCGAUAGAUUAAGGUAUCUAAAAGCUGAAAUUGAAGAUCUAGAAUUGAAGGAAAGAGAACUUGAUCAGCAGAAGUUGUGGCUACAGCAGAGCAUCAAAAAUGUGAUGGACGACUCCAUUAACAAUAGGUUUUCCUAUGUAACUCAUGAAGACAUCUGUAAUUGCUUUAAUGGUGAUACACUUUUGGCCAUUCAGGCACCUUCUGGUACUCAGCUGGAGGUCCCUAUUCCAGAAAUGGGCCAGAAUGGACAAAAGAAAUACCAGAUCAACCUAAAGAGUCAUUCAGGACCCAUCCAUGUGCUACUUAUAAAUAAAGAGUCCAGUUCCUCGAAGCCUGUGGUGUUUCCUGUUCCUCCACCUGAUGACAUCACACAGCCCUCCAGUCAGCCCUUGACUCCCGUGACUCCACAGAAACUCAACACCGCAACUCAGAAUCAGCCUGAGCAACAUGUCUCCGAAAGAAGCCAAAACCUUCAGCAGACUCCAGUUACAGACAUAGCUUCAGCAGGAUCUAUUAGUGGAGAUAUCAUUGAUGAAUUAAUGUCUUCCGAUGUGUUUCCUCUCUUACGGCUUUCUCCUACCCCAGCAGAUGACUACAACUUUAAUUUAGAUGAUAAUGAAGGAGUCUGUGAUCUGUUUGAUGUGCAGAUACUAAAUUAUUAG
Chrysochloris asiatica (Cape golden mole) is the source of this 1026-nucleotide messenger RNA. RefSeq names its product E2F transcription factor 5, p130-binding (gene E2F5). The transcript has 8 exons. Gene Ontology annotation, biological process: regulation of transcription by RNA polymerase II. Gene Ontology annotation, cellular component: RNA polymerase II transcription regulator complex. The record is from RefSeq and is a predicted model, not a curated record. Gene Ontology annotation, molecular function: RNA polymerase II cis-regulatory region sequence-specific DNA binding; protein dimerization activity; DNA-binding transcription factor activity, RNA polymerase II-specific. Bases 1 to 1026 code for a protein of 341 amino acids. Lineage: Eukaryota; Metazoa; Chordata; Mammalia; Afrosoricida; Chrysochloridae.